UGUGCGGGACAAGCUUCUCCUGACAGAAGGAUGUCACUGCUGAGCCUGUCCUGGCUGGGCCUCGGGCCGGUGGCAGCAUCCCCAUGGCUGCUCCUGCUCUUGGUCGGGGCCUCCUGGCUCCUGGCCUGCAUCCUAAUGUGGACCUACACCUUCUACGACAACUGCCGCCGCCUCCGGUGUUUCCCGCAGCCCCCAAAACAGAACUGGUUCUUGGGUCACCUGGGCCUGGUGACCCCUACGGAGGAGGGCUUGAGGGUCCUGACCCAGUUGGUGGCCACCUACCCCCAGGGCUUUGUGAAGUGGAUGGGCCCCAUUUUUCCCGUCAUCAACUUGUACCACCCCGACACCAUCCGAUCUGUCAUCAAUACCUCAGAUGCCAUUACAGACAAGGACGUAGUCUUCUAUAAGAUGCUGAAGCCCUGGCUGGGGGAUGGGCUCUUGUUAAGUGCUGGUGACAAGUGGAGACACCACCGUCGCAUGCUGACACCUGCCUUCCGUUUCAACAUCCUGAAGCCCUAUAUAAAGAUUUUCAACAAGAGUACGAACAUCAUGCAUGCCAAAUGGCAACGCCUGGCCCUGGAGGGCAGCACCCGUCUGGACAUGUUUGAGCACAUCAGCCUUAUGGCCCUGGACAGUCUGCAGAAAUGCAUCUUCAGCAUUGACAGCCAUUGUCAGGAGAAGCCCAGUGAAUAUAUUGCCGCGAUCAUGGAGAUCAGUGCCCUUAUAGUGAAACGGAAUCACAAGUUCUUCCUGUACAAGGACUUCCUGUACUUCCUCACUCCCUGUGGACGACGCUUCCUCAGGGCCUGCCGACUGGUGCACGACUUCACAGAUGCCGUCAUCCAGGAGCGGCGCCGCACCCUCCCUAGCCAGGGUGUUGAUGACUUCCUGCAGGCCAAGGCCAAAUCCAAGACUUUGGAUUUCAUCGAUGUGCUCCUGCUGAGCAAGGAUAAAAAUGGGAAAGAGUUGUCAGAUGAGGACAUAAGAGCAGAAGCUGACACUUUCAUGUUUGGAGGCCAUGACACUACGGCCAGUGGCCUCUCCUGGGUCUUGUACAACCUCGCGAGGCACCCAGAAUACCAAGAACGCUGCCGGCAGGAGGUACAAGAGCUUCUGAAGGACCGUGAGCCUAAAGAGAUUGAAUGGGACGACCUGGCCCAGUUGCCCUUCCUGACCAUGUGCCUGAAGGAAAGCCUGCGGUUGUAUCCCCCAGUCCCCACAAUCACCCGUGGCUGCACCCAGGACGUGGUGCUCCCAGACAGCCGGGUCAUCCCCAAAGGGAACAUCUGUAGCAUCAACAUCUUCGCAAUGCAUCACAACCCCUCAGUCUGGCCAGACCCUGAGGUCUAUGACCCCUUCCGCUUCGACCCAGAAAACAUCCAGAAGAGGUCACCUAUGGCUUUUAUUCCUUUCUCAGCAGGGCCCAGGAACUGCAUCGGGCAGUCGUUCGCGAUGGCAGAGAUUAAGGUGGUCCUGGCGCUCACACUGCUGCGCUUCCGCAUCCUGCCUGACCACAGGGAGCCACGCAGGACGCCGGAGAUUAUUUUGCGUGCAGAGGAUGGACUUUGGUUGCGAGUAGAGCCCCUGGGCUGAGGUCUGCAGUGACCCACCCACCUACCUUUGCAUCACCUAUCUUUGCAGCAACUAUCUUUUCAGAUUCCUGAGAAUAAAUCUGUGUGGGUCCCUGUGCCUGAGUCCCGUGGAGAGCCAGUAGGGGGCGCUUGAGGACUGCAGGGAUCCAGGACCUGGUUGGGAAGAGGUGGGGAGAUGUCUCUGAGCCCAAGACCUUGACUGCCUCUCUGGGUGGCCACAGGAACCCCGUGC
Macaca mulatta (Rhesus monkey) is the source of this 1824-nucleotide messenger RNA. It is a transcript of the gene CYP4F8, whose product is annotated as cytochrome P450 family 4 subfamily F member 8. The record is from RefSeq and is marked inferred. Gene Ontology annotation, molecular function: iron ion binding; heme binding; monooxygenase activity. Lineage: Eukaryota; Metazoa; Chordata; Mammalia; Primates; Cercopithecidae. Gene Ontology annotation, biological process: menaquinone catabolic process; arachidonate metabolic process; phylloquinone catabolic process.